UCCCAUCUCAUUCCUGAGCGGCCUGUAUAAAAAUCCCAGCUCCGUAGCAGACCUUAACGUGUGUCCACAGUGAACAUCCAGGAUGACAGGGAUUAUUCUCUUUCUCUUGUUUCUGGGGUUUCCUCUUUACAAGACAGAGGAGCAUGUUGUCAAUGAGCUGUACACCCUGAUAGAAAAGGGGCAGGCCAGCUUUGUGGAUCCGGCUCCGAGCAACCAAAGCCGGCUGCUGGUUAAAGAGCCCUCCCUGCCCAUCAACGAACUGCUAGAGAAGAGCAGCAAGACCGGCGAGUCCAAAUUCACCCUCCAUCCUCUACCCUCUGCUGUCUGGCCAAAGCACAGUGACCUGGCCCCCAUCCCCCGCGACCACAGUCCCCACAACAAGAGCAAAAAGGGCCCCAAGAGCGACCGUCUGGUGGAGCACAACAGCGAGAAAACCAGAGGAGAAGUCGCCGGUCUGCUUCCCAAAACCCCUCUGACGGGAGCUACAGCUGCUGCCUCCAACCGCACCCUGCAGAAAACCAACCAGGACACCCAGUCCAACAUCAGCCCUCCUCAGCAGAGUGAACCAGACGGACACCCCAACUCCAGACCCAGGGGUCCACCACACACACAGCCUCAGGCUCAGCCGCACCAACCGGCCCCCUCAGCCCGCAGAGAGCCCCCCAACCGACGGCUGGACCCAGAGGAGAACCGGCCGGGGAAGGCCAGUCUCUAUCAGCCAGGUAUCGGUGCAGCGACCCGGAACAACAGCCGCCCGCCCGUCGUCUUCAACCGGCGCUCCUCCAGCCUGCUUUACCAGUUCGACAUCCUGAGGCGAGAGUCCGACUUCACACACGAUGCCUUCUGCAUGAGCGAGUGCAGGAAGGAGAAGGAGGAGAGAGAGUAUUACUGCUACAGUGAGUUUGCUGUCAACGGGAUAGUUCACGACAUCGAUGUGUUGCGUAAAGGAAUACGCCUCAUUACACUGAUGGUGAGCAGUGAUGGCUUCUACAAGAUGAGUCGUCUCUAUGUGACACCAGACAGCUUUUUCUUCAAGGUUCGGCUUCUGGUCCUGGACACCUACAAGUGCAGCAAGCCCUGCCCUGACAUCAAGCUCGGGACCAGAUACAUUAUAAUGGGCCAGAUCUACCACCGGAGGCGGCAUCUUCCCAAUGACCUCCUGAACCUCCUGGGGGGUAAACUGAAGCCUGGAGACGGCCUCCUGCGAAGCAACAACUACGUCAAGAGGUUCAACAAACGGAGGCACCAGAAAGCCCUGGAGGCCACCCGCUCCAGGUGUAGGUGAAGCAAAGAUAAGACUAUCGCCCCCUGCUGCAGGGGAAGAGACACUGCAGCUUACCUGAACUGAUCAUAACUAACCCCUCAGUAUUGUGCAAAACAAAAGACAUUUUGCAGAAGGCAUGGAUUUACUUUCUUAUGGACUGCUAUGAUGUAUCAUAAUCCUGGUUCAUCUUUUUUACUCAUCUGUAAAGUUCCUGAAGUACUGACUCGUGGGUCUCUUUAAUAGAAAACGCAAGAAACUUCAAUUAAAUGGAUUUUCCAUGAUGUUUUUGUAAUGUAUCAAACAAGGCUGUCCCCUCAGCCCACUGUUAUUUUAUCAAAAUAGCAACUCCACCCGAACUACUCAUUCAUUCAUGGCUGGUACAUGAAGUCCCUAAAUCGAAAAGGUGUAAAAACUUUUAAAGGUAAAUCUGGCUUAUCUGAAGCACACAUCUUUCCAUUUAGCACGAAAUUAGUUUAUAGAAUGGGUGUAUUUUAUCAUCUUGGAUCAGCAUUCACAUGGGCAUUUUUCUGUUUUAUUCAUGUGCAUUUAAUAAGCCUAUAUUUGUGCUGAGAAAGAAACAUUGUCAGAUCCUUUAUUCUCACUAUAAUCCAAGCACACAUAUAAAGACACAUACAGAUAAGAUCAAUGGUUCAAAGUUGUUUUUCUAGCUGGCGCAGUAGCUCCUCUGAGUAAAUUUCCAAAGCAUGCUCCCAUAUUUAACAAUACCAGAUCCAAAACAACACUUUUACACGAUAUAUCGAAGAGAAACGUAUUUUCCAUACAAACAUUUUGACUUUUCAAAAUAAUGCCAGUUGCUUAGCACAUUUUUGGAAAUGUAGGAACCUUGGAUCUCAUUGUACAAAUCCAACAUUUUAACCAUGUUGAUUCCUCUGAUUAAUCGAUGAUGCUUCUAAAUUGAUAUGAAUGCAAAAUGUUGUAUUGCACUGAAUAGUAUUGUUUUGUAACACCCAAUCCCAUGCAUGCUGUCACUGUGGUUGUCAUUGGUAAGCAGGAAAUGCACUAUUAUUGUUACAAGGAUCAAAGGGAGGGAAUGAAGGGCCUGAAAAAGCAGCAGCAAACCCCCAGUGGAGGAGGAGGAGGUGGGAGAGGACAGGACCUUUGCUUGUCAUGAGAGCGGCUUAUUUUUCUAACUUUAAUUAUGUGUCUAUGGUGAAAUAUCUGCCAUAGUAGACGGGGACAUCAAAAAGGGCCUUGCUGAAUAAGGAGGGGGUGCGUUGUUGUAGGUACUAAGCCAUAAGUCUAAUCGCAGUAAUCUGAUCCUCUUCGCACCUGGACACAUGACUCGGAAAAGUGCCUCCGUCACAGCUCCUCUUUGAGAUGGCUCUUGUUUUCUUGCUUACACACAAACACAUACUCCUCCGGGAAGGGCAAAGCUCAAAAAAGGAUAUUUAAAGUAUUUAGGCAGGAUCAGAGAAAUAGGGAGGCGGGGGGCAAGGUGGAGGAGAAAUAAAGGUUAUGUAAAAUGACACAGGGAACGGAUUGAAGCAGAAGAGGGGGUGUUGGGUCUACCUUUCUAAAGGGAUAGCUUCUUAUUUAAUCAGAAAUCCCUGGCCUGAUUGUAGCACGAUCCUGAGCUCAUGCUUCUUAUGAAAGGGAAAAGAUUUGCACUGAACGCUUACAUUGCUUUACUAUACAUGAACCCAAUAAAAAUGUGUAUUUGUUUUGUA
This is a messenger RNA of Siniperca chuatsi (mandarin fish), 2952 nucleotides long. RefSeq lists its product as uncharacterized. NCBI's taxonomy places the organism in Eukaryota, Metazoa, Chordata, Actinopteri, Centrarchiformes, Sinipercidae. Gene Ontology annotation, molecular function: protein binding. The record is from RefSeq and is a predicted model, not a curated record. The transcript has 5 exons. The coding region runs from base 83 to 1285 and encodes 400 amino acids.